AUGUCGCAUGAACUUUCACCGAUCGACAAUCUACUCACUGAUGAUGAUGAUGAUGAGAAUGUUUCCGAAACCCCCGAUAAACCGGUAAUGACAUCCGUUAGACUAUCAGAUGUGUCGAGCAAUAAAGUAGGAGGAAAAGGUUUAUACGUAUCGCAAGCUAUGAUGACCUUAAAUGACAACAAUAUCGAUUACGUGCAUUGGGAUGAUCCCAACGAGCUGAACUUGCAAACUGAUCAGGGAAAGGAGUUUUACAAUACAGAGUUGCAGAGACUUGUGAAGAAACACGGUGUCAAUCAUUAUUCGAUUUACUCAGUAAUGAAGGCAUCUGUUGUGGAGCGAUUUAACCGCAUGUUAAAGAACAACAUGUGGAAAAUGUUUACGUUCAACGGAACUUACAAAUGGAUCGACUUGUUACCGCGCCUCAUCGCUGAAUACAACACGCGAAAACAUCGAACUAUCGGCAUGCGUCCUAUCGAUGUGACUCCUACGAUUGCUAAUAAGCUCUUGAACACAGUCUAUAGUAUUGGACAACUAAUCCUGCAACUUACUCAAUCCUGCAACCUACUCGCAGACUCGCGCGGGAAACCUAUCGCCGGCGGUUUCUACGAACACGAACUACAUAGUGUCACCAAUCCAGAUGUAUACUUAGUAGAAAAGGUGUUGCGCAGGCAAGGCGACAAAGCAUAUGUAAAAUGGUUGGGAUUCGACAAUUCGCAUAAUUCAUGGAUACAAAAGGAUAAUGUAUUGUAA
Molecule: messenger RNA, 750 nt
Organism: Harpegnathos saltator (Jerdon's jumping ant)
Lineage: Eukaryota; Metazoa; Arthropoda; Insecta; Hymenoptera; Formicidae
Exons: 4
Coding region: 1-750 (249 amino acids)
Biological process (GO): DNA integration
Molecular function (GO): nucleic acid binding
Source: RefSeq, a predicted model, not a curated record